Molecule: messenger RNA, 272 nt
Organism: Candidula unifasciata
Lineage: Eukaryota; Metazoa; Mollusca; Gastropoda; Stylommatophora; Geomitridae
Source: the annotation of a GenBank genome assembly
AUGCUAUAAUUGCGGAGAUUUUGCCAACCACAUUGCAGCAAAGUGCCCUCAUGGUCCUCUUCCAAAAAGGUGCCACCAGUGCAAAUCCACAGGAACAUUUGAUAGCAGACUGUCCAUUUAAGGACUCUACCUCCCCUUCAUCAGCAUCUGCUCCUUCUUCCUCAUCAGUUCUGCAGCGCAGGCCGAGAAACGGCAACAACAACGGUAAUACUGAAAAUGGUUACAGUGGUUCUGGUCAUGCAACAGGGGGCAUGUCAUCACAUCAUGUAUGA